Parnassius apollo (apollo) is the source of this 579-nucleotide messenger RNA. The record is from the annotation of a GenBank genome assembly. Lineage: Eukaryota; Metazoa; Arthropoda; Insecta; Lepidoptera; Papilionidae.
AUGCAAAAACUGACGGAGCGCAUAGACGACCUGAAGCAGAGAAUCGCUGCUUGGGGAAAGCGAAUUCGGCGAUAUACCGAGAGGUCGACACGGUUCAACCAGAAUCGUCUCUUCCAGAGUGAUCAGAAGAGGCUCUAUAAAUCAUUGGAGCGACCAAUGGUAAGUGGAACGGGCCCAGUACCGAAUCAGGCCGACACGGUCGCAUUCUGGCGCAGCCUGUGGUCAGAGCCCGUAAACCACAACGAGGGCCCUUGGAUGGAAGUUGUGGCGAGUCAGUGUGCGGGUAUUACGCCCAUGGACCCCGUCACCAUAACGCCGGAUGACGUAGCUGAGGCGGUCCGUAGGGCCCCGAACUGGAAAAGUCCGGGACUGGACGGGCUGCAUCACUACUGGCUGAAGGGGUUCGUGGACUACCUUAAACUGUUUUCCAGUGCUGUUAGAUCUCGCGGUGGAUUCAAUAAUAAUCCAAUGCUUAGAAAUGUUAUGUCAGCCUACAAGUGUUUAAUUUGUCACAAUGAAAUAAAAACUUCUGAAAGUGGCAAUUGUCUGGCUUUAGAAGAUAUAACUUUUAUAUUGUAA